This is a messenger RNA of Dreissena polymorpha, 886 nucleotides long. RefSeq lists its product as uncharacterized. The record is from RefSeq and is a predicted model, not a curated record. NCBI's taxonomy places the organism in Eukaryota, Metazoa, Mollusca, Bivalvia, Myida, Dreissenidae. The coding region runs from base 23 to 886 and encodes 287 amino acids. The transcript is spliced from 6 exons. Gene Ontology annotation, molecular function: sequence-specific DNA binding.
GCGUAUACACUCCUCUGUAAUUAUGGUGUUUUAUUGUUGUGUUCCUAAUUGCAAAGCUUCAGGAUUUGAUGAAAAUGUUUCAAUGCACAAAUUUCCAGAUAGUGAACAACAAAGAAAGAUUUGGAAAGACAGGAUCCGGAGAUCAGAUGUUAAGAUAUCUCAACACACAAGAGUAUGUUCUUAUCAUUUCAAAUUUGUUGACUUUGUGAACCCCAAAUCCUCUAAGAAACGCCUGAAAUCGGAGGCAGUUCCCUCUCAAUUCCAGUGGACACAAGUUGAAAAAGGCAGGUCUCCAAGAAAAAGCAAAAAUGUGGACAGUGAUGAGACGGACACGGCCUCGGAAGGGGAGGAGAGAGUACACGUCGACAUACACUCGAUCGACAAGAUAGCGCCAUUGAAUGGAAACAGAGCUCAAUUGAGUAAGCUACUAGAGAUGGCAGAGGGAAGUUCAGGACGAAAAGACGAGGAAAUUGAUGUCGGAUUUGGGCGACCCCGAACGAGGGGCCAGGAUCUUAUAAGGGACCCAUAUCACAACAAGGGGAUGUGUUUUACGCUAAAAGAACGACAACUCCUGGGUCUCCAGGGGCUUCUUCCCCCGGCGAUCCUGACGCCGGAGCAGGAAGUGUAUUUCGUCAUGCAGAACUUCUACCGCUGGGACAAUGACCUUGACCGAUACAUCUACAUGAUGUCACUACAGGACCGUAGCGAGAAGCUUUUUCUACCGGACUAUCAUGCAAAACGUGGAGCUCAUGAUGCCCAUCAUUUACACCCCGACAGUGGGGCAGGCCUGCCUCAAAUACGGCCUCACCCUCAGGAAACCAAGUUUUUUCCACUGCCGUCGAUCAGCUUCGUGGUGCUUGAAGAAGGCGAACUUUGCCGCUAUUGA